UCUGGGAUUAUUGUGGUUUUCGACUUCGACAAAACCAUUGUUGAUUGUGACAGUGAUAACUGGGUCAUUGAUGGGUUGGGUUUCACCGAUUUGUUCAAUCAGCUUCUUCCAACCAUGCCUUGGAACACCCUCAUGGAUAAGUUGAUGCUGGAGAUGCAUGCACAAGGAAAAACCAUUGGGGAAAUUAAAGAAGUUCUUCAUAGAAUUCCUAUUCACCCAAGAGUAAUACCUGCCAUUAAAGCUGCACAUGCUUUAGGGUGUGAUUUGAGGAUUGUGAGUGAUGCUAACUUAUUCUUCAUUGAAACAAUUUUGGAGCAUUUGGGAAUAAAGGAAUACUUUUCAGAGAUUAACACAAACCCAGGUUAUGUUAGUGAAGAAGGAAGGUUGAGAAUUUUGCCUUACCAUGACUUCAACAAAGCCCCACAUGGUUGUGCUUUGUGCCCUCCAAAUAUGUGCAAGGGUUUAAUCAUAGAGAGGAUACAAGAUUCACUAUCCAACAAUGGUGAUGAGAACAAGAGGAUCAUAUAUCUUGGUGAUGGAAGUGGUGAUUAUUGCCCAAGCUUGAGGCUUAGAGAGAGAGAUUUCAUGAUGCCAAGGAAGAACUUUCCAGUGUGGGAUUUAAUCUGCAGAGACCCUUUGCUUCUUAAGGCUGAAAUCCAUCCAUGGAGUGAUGGGCAAGAACUUGAGCAAGUUUUGUUGCAAUUAAUCAACAAGAUCACCUCUUUGGAUGAUGAAAGCUCUCAACAAUUCAUCUCAUCAGAUUGCAAAAUGCAGACUCUAUCUGUCACUGCUCACGAGGCUUUGCCUAAAGUUCUUCCAAAGCCAACAUCUCAAUCUGGUGCAGUUGCCUCACCACCUCAAGCACGUGCUCGUGUUCAGAUUCGCAACAAUGGUAGAAAACUCCCCCUCCGAGUCUUGGCUGUGCUGCCACCACGUCCUCUGCACGUGCCAGCGCAACCACAUCUUCGCCUGCUGCCUCUCAGUUCUCAACAUCGCUUCAGCACUCUAAAUUCAUAUGUCAAAUUUUAACUUCGAAUCUUUCCUAGUGAUAUCUUUUCCGUAUUGGCAAUUAUCUUCCCAUGAUCGAAACCAAUUGAAAUAAAAAGAGCUGGUGACCGAAUAAAUUAGGAUUCUCCAUUAUUAUUAGUGAAGCUGAUUUUUUAUUUUUUUUGAAUUGAAAGAGACAAUGAUGAUGUUACAUGCUUGUAUUAGAUUAAGGCGUGGCAGGUACAUGUGUAUUUGGAUGGUGUUGUCAUUCUUAGGUGUUAGCCAAAUAGAUGUUGGACAAAAAAAAAUGUUUAAAGUUAGUGAUUAAUAAAAGAGAAAUUUAUCAA
This is a messenger RNA of Arachis duranensis, 1334 nucleotides long. RefSeq names its product inorganic pyrophosphatase 1. The record is from RefSeq and is a predicted model, not a curated record. Gene Ontology annotation, molecular function: phosphatase activity. Lineage: Eukaryota; Viridiplantae; Streptophyta; Magnoliopsida; Fabales; Fabaceae.